AGCAACAAGAAACGGCCACACUGACCAAAAUAAAAUAAAAAUCGCACGCAAAAUAAGUGGCAAGCAACAUUCUGUGAUCGAAUUAGUCCAAGUUAAGCAGCGCAAACCAGCCGGAGGAGCCAAAGAUGAGCAGCCAGCGCGGCAAUGUAAGUCGCACACGUGCGCAGAAGCACAAAAAUCGUCAUGUUUUCAAAAACGAUCUGCACGACAAGACGCCGCAGCAGCUGCGCCUGAAUGCGAUGCACGUGUCCACGGUGUGCCAGCGGUGCAAGGAGCAGAUCGAGUGGAAGAUCAAGUACAAGAAGUACAAGCCGCUGACGCAGGCCAAGGUCUGCGCCCACUGCAAGGAGCGGUCGGUGAAGAAGGCCUACCAUGUGGUAUGCAGGGACUGCGCCAUAAAGGCGAAUGCAUGCGCCAAGUGCCUGAAGAGCGCCACUGAGGUGGCCAUCGAGGAGCCGCAGCCGACGCCGCGCGAGGAGCAGCAGCUGCAGUCAGAGAUGGACCGGCUGGUCAAGUCGUUCUCGGAGCGCAAGCGACGCGCCUUCCUGCGCUACAUGCGGAAGGGUAAGAAGAAGGAGAAGGACCCCAGCGAGGAGCAGCUGGACGAGCGGGAGCUAGAGAGCCAGGAGAAGGCCAAACGGGUGGCGCACACACGCGACGAGCUGCUGGACAAGAUCAAGCAGUUGAAUCUCGCCGGCGAAGGUGACGAGGACGAGGAUGACUCGGACUUCGAUUCCGAGGAGGACUACGAAGACUCUGAGUUCGACUCCGAUGCAGAGGACGACGACAGCGAAGAGGAGCCACAGAAACCUGCUACCAAGGCGAAAUAAACAUACUUUUUUUCACUUAGUCCUAAUUAGUUUAGCUACUUGGUAGAGCAGGAUAAAGUGAACCUGGAGCACCGAUUCCAGGCUAAACGAAGCUUGUUAAGCGGAUGGGCACAGGAGGAAGGUAUCCUGCCCACAUAGCGUUUUCGUGGAGUUGUUGUCUGUUGAAGAGCAGCCCACCAGGCUAAAUAAACCAAUUUUUUUCAAGAA
Molecule: messenger RNA, 1037 nt
Organism: Drosophila mauritiana
Lineage: Eukaryota; Metazoa; Arthropoda; Insecta; Diptera; Drosophilidae
Exons: 2
Coding region: 126-830 (234 amino acids)
Source: RefSeq, a predicted model, not a curated record